GAUCGAGCCAGAGCUAGCCUGAUAGACCGAGAGACAGACAGACAGACAGUCAGACAGACAGUCAGACAGACAGUAAGGCAGGUAGACAGACUGACGGAAUGAAUGACUGACAGACGGACAGACAGGCAGACAUACGGACAGACAGACUGACUAACUGACAGGGAGACAGGCAGUAAGGCAGGUAGACAGACAGACGGAAUGGAUGACUGACAGACGGACAGACAGGCAUACAAACAGACAGACAGACUGACUAACUGAAAGAGUGACUUACCAUCACCACUGAACUUUCACAGGUUGUUUUAUAUGUUGCAUUGUACAGUAAACGGCACACCAAAUCUGUUCAAGUAGCUACAGUUGACCUAAAUCCACCUUUUAUUUAAUUUAAUAAUAUCUGAGAAGUAAGAAGGUGCCUUAUUUUACCAGUGCACCAUGUUCCAUUUCCGGUGUAUCCAGGAUUACAAGUGCAGUUGUGGGACCCAAUGGUAUUGUUACAAAAGGCAUUGCCAUCACAGUUAUCGGUGUUGUUUGAACACUCGUCAAUAUCUAUUGGACAAAAAGAAAUGUAGUUUAGUUUUUAAUUUACUUCCACAAAAACACUACCGAUCACAAGGCUUACCUUGUAAUUCUCGUGAUAUGAUUCCACUGACACCAAUACGUAAAUUCAAAUGAAUUAAAGAGUUUCCUAAGCGGUCUUUAACAUCAUCGAAUGUUAAUUCUCUGAUAUUAUUUCAUAUCCUUAGUUUAUAGUUAUAUUAAUUAGUUAACCUGUAUCCAUUCAUUCUCUGGGCAUGAUUAAAAAUUCACUUAGGUAACUUCGUAGCAUAUUUAGUUCGGUACCACGCUUUUAACGCAGAGGUCCCGCGGGGUCCAACACUAUUGAUGAAGUUCUUUAUUAAUUUUUUGUUACUGCUGAUGCUUCUCUUGCAACAUAGAUUCCUUCUAUGCAUAUGACUGCCAGAACAUUUCUUUACGUAUUAACAGUUAAGAUGUUUUAAAAUUACAUAGCAUUUUACUUUUCAGACACAUAUCUUUUUCGUUUUAUAAUUUAUUAUAUUAUUUCAAGUGAAGUGAACGCGCAAAAGUUUGUAAUAAUAUCCAGAGGAGAAGGAACAAUGUGUUUUAGGAAAUAGUCUUAGGUUGUUCGCAAUUUCCUUUUCCACCACAAUUGAAAAGAUGUGUCGUACACUUUAUCUAAAAUAUGAGAAAUUAAAGCCAUAUUCCAGUGUAAAUAAGUUUUUAGUUAACUACCAUAUCCUUAGUGAAAUAGCAUGUUAUUCAUUAAAGACCAAGAUAACAAAAUUUACACACCAAUGCAAGUCGUUCCAUUUCCCGAGUAUCCAGCAUAACAGGUGCAGUUGUAAGACCCCACGGUAUUGUUACAGUAAGCGUUCAUAUCACAGUUGUCAGUGUUGUUUGCACACUCGUCAAUAUCUAACAUGAAAAUUUCAAAAAAGCCCUCAAAUAAACAAUUUAACUGACUACUUACAAAACCAGCAUUACAGCUAGCCUCAAGGGUGUAACUAACUCCUAUCAUAGUGUAACGAUCUAAUAGGCUAUUAUAUAAUAUUCUGUAAUAGAUCUAGAUUUUCCCGAAAAGUUAGAAAGAAUCAAGAGGAUUGGUUUGAGUCAUCUGCGCAAUGAUAGUCCCGCCCUUUUCGGAAAUGAAGUUGUUAAACCUUGUUACCCUGAAGACUCACGGAGGUAAGUGACCUGGGGCGGAACCGGCAAGAUGUGGUUCGAGUGGUUCGUUCGAACUCCCUAAGCCGAAAUACUAACGUUUAACACGUUCGGUCUCUAUCGAAAAACGUAGGUAGACAUACAUCGCCAACAAACACUAUAUGUUGUCUCUUGAAAAAUGGCUGUGAUGAAAAGAAAAAUACAUUGAUAGAGGAAAGUCUUUUCCUGGUUUAUAUGACUGUUGAUUCCAUUUCUGAUGAAACCCAAGAAUUAUCUUUUUAGAGCACUUGGGAACAUGCCCCCAUGGGCCAGACCCCGUCAAAACAGAUAGAUUCGCCCCAGAUGGCUACUGUAUUGGGUGCAUAUUUUGGCAAGUAGAGGAAUAAUGUACAGUGAGCGUAACCAAUCAUAGUAACUUAGCUGUACCUCAGUAUUGCGACCGUUGUUUUGGUUCUAAGACCCUUCUCUAGGGGCAGUCAUUGAAAGGUAAAGACAAAGUUGAAGGCCCAUGCAUUGUCCCCCUUGCGGUUAUGAGAAGGUAACGGCUAGUAGGGGGUUAAACGUAGUUAAUUCCGGCUCUUUGUUUAGUGCUCACAGGUAUAUCUAUUGCAAACGUUUAUAUUUUUACCAGUACAGUUGAAGCCAUUUCCAGAAUAUCCUGAAUUGCAGGUGCAGUUGUAUGAUCCAACAGUGUUGUUACAGUAAGCGUUGCCAUGACAUUUAUGACUAUUUUCCGCACAUUCGUCAACAUCUAGGAGAAGUGGGAAGAAAACCAUCAGUAACUAUAAAGGCAUAUUUUAUACUGACGUACAUUCAUUAUCAUCAGUGCACAAUAUACAUUGCUGGUACGAAACCAGCAGCUCACCAUACAGUUCAAAUGUUUCCAGUCAUUCCAGCCAGAACAUGACAAUCUGCAGUUUCUGUUCUGAUUCACCCAGGCAACACGGAAAGCCGCAAAAGUCUGGCAUAAAAGAAAAUCUUUCCAAUCGACACCCUAGGCUUUAUCCUCAAGGAAUAAACAAACGCUUUUAAUGGAACUUAUUUUUUCCUGUUUUCCACCUUACCAUAUUCCCACAAUGCAAAAGCAGAGAUCCAACAUCCGUUAAAUAAACAGCACACAACCCACAAUCAGCUACAUUCCCCUUUGACAAUGGAAUAACGUUGUCUGCUUCUGCUAAGGUGGUCAAUGUAUUUCAUCAACUAAAAAAACAUUAUGUACCAACUUUGAGGUUUCAAUUUGUUGCAAUGAUUUACCUUCUCUGGAUUCAGUUUUCUUAAAGAAUUAUUUUGAUAAAAGGUUUUUUAGUCCGUUAUCGAGAAAAAACAAAUCAUAUUUACCAGUGCAUGUUGUUCCGUUUCCUGUGUAUCCAGAGUUACAAGUACAGUUAAAAGACCCCACAGUAUUAUUACAAUAAGCAUUGGGAUCACAGUUAUCGAAGUUAGCUGCACACUCGUCAAAAUCUAAGAAAAGAAAUAUGGCUGAGCAUAAGAAUUUUACCACGCUAAAUUGUGAAAUGUUAGCCGCUUCAAAUAUUAUUUAAAGUUACAGGAGCGAGAGGAAAGUGCUCACAGCAUGAUCACACAUGAUCACAAAGCUGAACAAACAGACAGACGGACGGACAGACAGACAGACAGACAGACAGACAGACAGACGGACGGACGGACCGACGGAAGGACGGACAGACAGACAGACAGACAGACAAAGGGAUAGACAGAAAGAUAAAACUAGGAGGCAAGUAACAGGG
Porites lobata is the source of this 3422-nucleotide messenger RNA. The record is from the annotation of a GenBank genome assembly. Lineage: Eukaryota; Metazoa; Cnidaria; Anthozoa; Scleractinia; Poritidae.